AUGACAAGCACUACACCCAGUAAAAAGUAUCGCUUUACGCGCGAGGAUUUCAAGCCACUAGUGACCAAACCACUUCAUUUUGAUAUGGUGUUUGAUAUCACGGAAGCCAAGGUGAAGGUAACACUACAAACGACACUCAAGCACGAUGGGAUCGAACCACUCUCGGAGCUUAAACUUAACUCAAAGGAACUGGAGAUUUUAUCCGUGGAGCAGUUUAACACAUUUAAACCAUUGGGUAACACAAAUGACUUUGUAGCGCAUGUUCAGAGCUUUGCGGAGCCUUUUGAGCUCAAGUUUAUAGUAGACAAAGAAGACCAUUUUCUUGUCAUCAAGUUUGCCAACCCGAUACAAUUUGGAGAAGAAGUUGUGAUCCGUACAGUCUCAGUGGCGACCCCAACUGAGAAUAUUCUGGAAGGUCUGUACUUUGAUUACACGCCUGAGGGCGCACCCAAGACCAUCAUCACUCAGUGUCAGCAGCAUGGAUUCCAACGCAUUGUACCGUGCAUUGACACGAUGGAUGCCAAGGCCUAUUAUACUACCACCAUUGUCGCAGAUACGCGCUACACGAACAUUAUUACGAAUGGAGACUUGGCACCCGGAUUCUAUACAAAUGCCGGUGUGCCCGUCUUCCAUCCGGCAGAGGAAGUACUAGGCGUGGACGAUCCAUCUCGCCAUGUGCUCAAGUACUACAAUCACAAGGUGAACAUGGCACCGUACUUGUUCUUUUUGAGUGUAGGCACUUAUGAGACGUUUCGACGCACCCUUGAGUUUCCAGAUGGAGAUACAACGCUGUUGGAGAUCCUGGUGUUCCCGGACUACUUUGAGCCGGCAGACGCCAAGGCUGCUGUCAAGAUGUUGCACGACUCCGUGCUGUGGGUGAUGGUGAGUCUGGGACCAGAGGCUUGCGAACACCAUGAUGAGCGCAAGCGUAUUUAUGAGCUGCUGGAAGAGCGCGAAACUCUUAAGGCUAAAGAAGGCGAACUGUGCCGUGGUUCGAACGAGGAGGAUGUGAAAACGCCACUGAGUGAUGCUGAUGCUGCACGUCUGGCAGCUGUUCGCGCGGAGCUGAAGGAGCUGCUCAAGGCAUGGAAGAAAACCGGAUACAAGUACACUGGUGCGGUGUACCGCGAGAUUGCCAUGGAGAACUCGUACUAUGGUGGCAUGGAGAACGUUGGUAACACCACUAUUGUAAGUUCAUGUCUGUGUCCCAGUUGCCGCAUGGAUGACAAGUCAUACGAGUAUAUGGAGCACGUGAAGGUUCACGAGUACUACCACAACAUCAAUGGCAGCCAGGUUACUGGCCAGUCGCCAUUUGAGAUAUGGCUGAACGAGGCUGUCACAGUACACAUGGAGCGCAAGCGUGCUGCGACCAUUUUCGGCGAGGACUACAGUCGUUUGAGCGAAGUGCUGUACAUGUUCACCCCAGCUAUCGGACCGCUUGCCCAAGACAAGUCAGCGACAUCUUUGUCUGUCGAACCCCAGGGUUUCAAUCAGACACAAGAGCUUGUUUCUGUUGUGACGUACUCAAAAGCUCCUGAGUUUGUUCGCAUGGUGGAGCUGCUUUUGGGCGAAAAUGUUUUUCACAAAGCCCUUGAUAUGUACCACACAAAGUACGCGUUUGGCAAUGCCACGAGUAUGGAGUGGAUCAAGUGCAUGGAAGAAUGCUCAGGACUAAACCUACAAAACCUGGCAAAGACAUGGCUGAACCGCCCAGGUUAUCCUGAGGUUACGUAUUUAACGGAAUACAAGGCUGCUUCGAGGGAGUAUGUUGUGGAGAUUUCGCAGACAGGUUUCGAGGAUAAGCCAGCUGGAAACAAUGGUCCUUGGGAAAUUCCGAUCGACUGGUCACUCGUUAUGGAUGGUAAGUCGAUCAAGAAAGGCGUGUUCCUCAUGAAAACGAAGGACGCCAAGCUGGUGAUUCCGGAUGUAGCGGAGGAACCGGAUUUCCUGUCUUUUGCUCGUGGAUGGUCCUUUUUCGGCAAGUCGAAGCAGACAAACCCGUCGGUAGCGCGGCUCACGAAGCAAGCGCUAUCUGACCCGGAUGCUGUGAACAAGUAUCAGGCCUACCGCAGCGUAGCAGAUAUUGAAAAGGCGAAGGUAAUUGAAGGACUGCUGAACGGCAACAAGCAGGUGGAAAUUUCGCUUGAAUUUGUAGAACUGCACGGCUCAAUCCUCUUCUCAGACGAGCUUACUCCGUCUGCACGUGCAUUGACUCUGGUCGAAGCCAAAACUAUCCCGAGUCGCGAUGACCUAAGCCACCACUAUGCUGCAAUAAAGGAGGCGACCACAGCCUUGCUGCAGGCAGUGUGGGUUAAGUACUCGGCAAAAAUCGAGGCCGCCUACAAAAAACUGUGCGACGCGGCUCGUCCUGGCCCACAUGUGGAGCAGUUUCAGGAGCGUGCUCUCAAGCGCCAUCUACUGCUGCUUAUUGUAGCUGGUGGGAAGUCUUCCGUGCUCAGUACGGUGCCUAAAGUGGCACCAACAGUAGCACCAUCCAAUCUGGCACUGGACCUGCUCAAAAAAUCUACCUUUGUGACGGAUCAGAUCACUGGUUUCCGUGUUGUCCUAGAAGACGAAAGCUUUGCAGAGCGCACGAAGGUGCAGGAAGAGAUUUUCGUAGAGUGGCGCAAGACACCUGAUAUGUUGACUAAGUAUAUCGGUAUCGUGAGCAGCUUGGAUUCGAAGGACGUGGGCAAACAGAUAUUGAAGCUUCUGGCAAGCCCAAGCUUUAACCCAACUCAGUCCAGCCAUGGCCGGACGCUGUCACGCUGUUUGUCACAAAUCCGUGAUUUCUCGUUGGCCACGGAUGAGGGUCUUGACGUGAUGGUGCAGGCGUUUGUUAAGAUUGGCAAGGUCAACCAAAUGUCUGCAUACCCUUUGCUGCAGUGCUUCGACCACCUCGACCGUUUUGAUGAAGCGACAAAGUCAAAAAUGUUUGCAACGCUGCAGCGCAUGCAGGAUUCGAUCGACAAGAAGAGGGAGGAGUCGCUUUACAACCAGCUUAACAUCAUCCUAGAAAAGAAGCAGUAA
Messenger RNA from Peronospora belbahrii, 3030 nucleotides. NCBI's taxonomy places the organism in Eukaryota, Oomycota, Peronosporomycetes, Peronosporales, Peronosporaceae. The record is from the annotation of a GenBank genome assembly.